This is a messenger RNA of Bactrocera oleae (olive fruit fly), 1897 nucleotides long. RefSeq names its product probable cytochrome P450 6a23. Gene Ontology annotation, molecular function: iron ion binding; monooxygenase activity; heme binding. Lineage: Eukaryota; Metazoa; Arthropoda; Insecta; Diptera; Tephritidae. The record is from RefSeq and is a predicted model, not a curated record.
AAGCAGAUGCAGAAGUGAUGCAAAAACAAAUUAAAUUAUUCAUUAAACUUUUCAAUACUAUCACCGUAAGUGAUAAGAACACUUGUUGAUUAUAUUUGAAAAAAUAAACUAUUAAAACCCGACACACAGUAUAAAUAACGUUCGUGUAUCUGAAAAUAUCUUCAGUUCUAUUUAAGCUAGUGUUUACUAAAAAGGUUUCUUCACAAAUAUGAGCUUGUUCUUGAACUUGUUGGUGUUGAGCAUUCUACUGCUUUUAGCCUUUCUUAAGUACAGCCACAGCUACUGGAAACGCCGUGGUGUACCACAUGAAGCACCUCCUUUCCCAUGGGGUGAUUUUAAAGAAUGGCGCAACACAAAAUGUUUCUAUGAAAUAUUAACACCAAUCUAUAAGAAAUUUAAGGGCAUUGCACCAUUCGCCGGCAUGUUCAUGGCCUUAAGGCCAGUCGCACUGAUUUUGGACCCAGACCUGGUGAAGAGUGUACUCAUCAAAGACUUUAAUCAUUUUCGUGAACGCGGUAUAUUCUCCAACGUCAGGGAUGAUCCGCUGACGGGUCAUCUCUUCGCCUUAGAAGGAACCAAAUGGCGCGAAUUACGUCACAAACUCUCUCCGGCGUUUAGUUCUGGUAAAAUGAAACACAUGUAUUCCAUCGUGGUCAAAGUGGCGGAGGAAUUUAAAAAAGUUUUGGAUGAAAAGCAAGCGACUGCUGCUGGUGGUGUCAUUGAGAUCACUGACUUGCUCUCGUGCUUCACUGCGGAUAUCAUCGGCGUAUGCGCCUUUGGCAUCGAGUGCAAUAGUUUGCGCAAUCCGCAAGCGGAAUUCGUUGUGAUGGGAAGGAAAGCGAAUACCGAACGGCGACACGGCUUGCUGCUGGACCAAUUUAUUGAAGCAGCGCCGAAAUUGGCACGUACACUGCGUAUGCGACAAAUCCCACAAGAUGUGAAUGAUUUCUAUAUGGGAAUCGUGCGUGAAACCAUCGAGUAUCGGGAAAGGACUGGUGUAAAACACAACGACCUAAUGGAUGUCUUACUGGAAUUAAAAACCAAGGACGGAAAGGAUGGCGGACUCACAGUUAAUGAAAUUGUUGCACAAGCUUUCGUCUUCCUUGUAGCUGGUUUUGAGACCUCUUCAUCCACAAUGGGAUAUGCACUUUAUGAGCUGGCCAAAUGUCAGGAUAUACAGAAUCGAUUACGUGCUGAGAUAAAUGAGGUGCUAAAGCGACACAACAACCAGUUCACCUACGAGUCAAUGCAAGAUAUGCGCUACAUGGAGCAAGUAAUAUCAGAGACAUUGCGAAGAUAUCCAAUUUUACCCCAUUUGGUGCGUGAAGCUGAUAUAAAUUAUAAAACCACAGAUACGCGCUUCACCAUUGAAAAGGGCACAAUGGUUAUUAUACCUGUCUAUGAGCUACACCAUGACCCCGAAUACUUCCCAAAUCCAGAAAAGUUCGAUCCUGAACGAUUUUCAGAAGCAGAAAUCAAAACACGCCCCACCUGCACUUAUGUGCCCUUUGGCGAUGGUCCACGCAAUUGCAUCGGCUUCCGUUUUGGCAAAAUGCAGGUGUGCAUUGGACUCACAUAUUUGGUGAGACAUUUCAAGUUUUCAGUUUGUGAUGAAACGGAAGAGCACUUGAACUUUCUGGUGGAGAAAAUGAUACUACAACCGGUCAAUGGCAUAAAACUGCGAGUGGAGCGCUUGUAAAAGUGGACUGCAGGUCUAAAUGGAAUGGCUCUGCUGGGCGGUCUGGAAGGAACAUGUUGUAGUACUAACUGUUUUUUUUUAAAUAAAAUGUUAUAAUAAUAAAAUUUAAUUCCCUUACCUUAAUUUUUUAGGUCAAGAUAUAGAUAUUCCAAAAUUUCCAUUUUUGUUUAAAUACAAAUUUCAUAAAUCACUAUAUUU